Ctenocephalides felis (cat flea) is the source of this 1297-nucleotide messenger RNA. Its product is annotated as allantoicase-like. Bases 94 to 1239 code for a protein of 381 amino acids. The transcript is spliced from 9 exons. NCBI's taxonomy places the organism in Eukaryota, Metazoa, Arthropoda, Insecta, Siphonaptera, Pulicidae. Gene Ontology annotation, molecular function: allantoicase activity. The record is from RefSeq and is a predicted model, not a curated record. Gene Ontology annotation, biological process: allantoin catabolic process.
AAUAAUAAUAAAUAACACAACCGCUUAAUUUGGUAUACAUACAGUUGAAAAGAAGAUUUUCUGGUUGGAAGAGAUUUUCUGAAAAUUGCAAAAAUGGAAACAGAAUCUGUGCCUCCUGCUUUUACGCAAAUGAACGAAAUGGCCUCCGCCGGGAGUGGUGGCAAAAUUCUAUUUGCGACUGACGACUGGUUUGCUCCUGCCGAAAUGAUGAUAAAGGAUGAUCCUCCAAUUUUCAUCGAGGGCAAGUUCACAGACUUUGGAAAAUGGAUGGAUGGUUGGGAGACCAGAAGAAAACGCAUAGCGGGACACGACUGGUGCAUCCUCCGACUGGGAGCUCCCACUGUCAUCAGGGGCAUUGAGAUGAACACUGCCUUUUUUACUGGAAACUUUGCGCCUAGAUUCUCUCUCCAGGCGGCUGCCCUUCAUGGUGACGAUGCAAAAUACUUUCCAUCAAGAAAAUCCAACUCUAUGGGUAUCGCUUGUUCUCCUGAACAGUUGAAGAAAAUGGAGGAGUUGAGUACCGAACAGUGGGAUGAACUGGUUCCAAUGACACCCUUAAGACCAGGCUAUGAAGAGACCAGGCAUAAUUAUUUUUCGAUCGAUUGUGACCGAACCUACACACAUGUCCGGCUUAACAUUUACCCGGACGGCGGUGUCGCCCGUCUGCGCGUCUACGGCGAGGUCAAACCCGACGUCAACCUGAUCAAGGGCGGCAGGACAAUGGACCUGGUCAGCAUGAAGAACGGAGGACUCUGCGUUGGAUUUUCUAACGCACAUUUUGGACACCCAAGAAAUUUAAUCAAGAAAGGCAAAGGUUUAAAUAUGGGUGACGGUUGGGAAACCGCCAGAAGGUUGGACCGACCUGCCAUUCUGGAAAGCGACGAUAAAGGAAUUCUGCUCGUUCCAGGUAACGAAUGGGCGAUAUUCCGUUUAUGUGGAAUUGGCACCAUAGAAAAAGUGCUGAUUGAUACUAAACAUUUCAAGGGUAACUUUCCGGAUUCUAUGAAAAUGGAAGGUGCUUUGGUGAGCAACAGUCGAGAUAGAAACAAUAGGAGUUUGAAAUUGCUAGAAUGGAAACCAAUCAUCAACAGCACAAAGUUAAAAGCGGACAGCGAACACUUCUACGAAGACUUUGUGAAUUCAGGACCAUUCUCUCACAUCCGUCUAACCAUUUCACCAGAUGGAGGUGUAUCCAGGAUGCGCAUUUUUGGAAGAGUCACCACCACCACAAAAACAUGAGUAGACAAAUUUAUUUUUUUAUAAUUUUUUAUUGAAUUAAAAAAUUAACUGAAAUAUG